Molecule: messenger RNA, 496 nt
Organism: Cucurbita moschata (crookneck pumpkin)
Lineage: Eukaryota; Viridiplantae; Streptophyta; Magnoliopsida; Cucurbitales; Cucurbitaceae
Exons: 4
Coding region: 52-399 (115 amino acids)
Source: RefSeq, a predicted model, not a curated record
GGUGCAAUGCUGCCGCUAUUUUCUAAAUGACAAAUGUGACCCUCUACUUUAAUGAUACCUCUCCAUCAACUAAAUGAAAACUUUAUUUCAACGUUGGGAACAAUGCGGGUCACGAGCUUUUGGCCUUCCACGUUAUUCCAAGCUUGUUUAGAGUUCUCUUUUCCAGAGCACAGUGGUCCUGCACUGUUGAAGUGUUGUAACAACCAUAUUUAUAUCUCCAAGAUUCCAGCUGGUUUGCUCGUGGAGGUUCCGUUCUUCAUUCUGCCAUUGAAAAGACCCCACUCCAAGCAAUUAUGGACGACUUUUGCUUGUAUCAUACCUUUGCUGAAGGAUAAUAGAGUGAGUGCUCAAAAGCUAGAUAUGCAUGAGAAAGUGAGUGGAAUCUGUAUGUGGGUCUAGAUUUUGAUUUGAGAGUAGAUUAGUCCUAAAUUAUGGUUUGCAAAUGUAUUAUAUUUGAUCCUUUAUUAUAGGCAACUAUUUAGUAUGAUUGAAGAUA